AGACCUACCAGGAAGACCAGGGUAAGCAGGAGGAUAGCUCUGGUCAUUUUUGAAGUUAGCAUACGAUCUGUGAGUAACGCUAGUGCUGUCAGUCAAUCAUGUUGAAAUUAUUUCAAUGUUGCGAUUUGAAUCGCACACUGACGUUUUGCUGAUUUUUGAUUCGAAGUCUUUUCACUUGCUUCGUUCUGGUAAAGAUCUUGGUCGUUUUUAGCCUCUUUCGUUUUCCGCCAUAAAGAAAAUUCACCGUCUUCUGAUUUUUCCCUUAUCGCUGUCGCUCGCUGUACUUCCUUCUUCUACGGCUCCUAUAAUUUGUUUCGCUUUGGCAUUAGAAGUGGCGCAACUAGUCUAAAGUUAGUAUCAAAAAAUGUCGUCUGGUCCGGGGGCAGCCGCAGUUUCUGGUGAGGAGAUCACCAAGUCGAUCGCCGAAUGGCAAGAGGAGCGUCGGCGUCUUGGUUUGAAGCCUCUCCGGAUAGACGAUGGAGAAGGCAAUGCCGCUCAGGGCUCGAGCGACGCCCCUCUUGAUCACUGGCAAGAAAAACAGAAACGCGACACCGAACGUCACGAUCACAAGAAAGACGCGGAAAAUGAGAAGAAAAAAAGGUAGUGGUCGUUGUAAUUAAAUGUGAACAUAAUUGGGUGGAUUAGCCUCCAUCACAUUUUUGUCAUAAAAAUGGGUUCAUGUUCACUGCUUCUUGAUGCAUAGCAUGUUAAAAAUGACUCGAAAUAGACGAUUCUCCUUGUUAAACAAUCAACAGAGAGCGGGCCAAGCUAGCGACCGGUAAGGGUCUCGGAGAUUUGCUAGCUGACGAUGACAACGACAUAGGCGCUUGGGCAGCCAGCCAUCAGAAAAGUGCCAGCUCAAGGCAUCAGCGAGACGACACAAGGAGGGACCGGGAUCGCACGCGAAGGCGCGACGAGCCAGCCUCCUCGUCCUCAAACACUACGGGGCUGGAGAAUUUUAGGGUAAAUGAGAAUUUGCCUUUAUACUUUUGCUUUUACACAUGGACUUUCGCAGGUUUAUGUUGAAGCAUGGUCGAAAAUUACUGACAUGAUUAGAAGAUCUUCUAGUACCUCAAUCUUUCUCGUACAAAAAUGAUCUCUCGUAUUCAUUGCAGGUAACACACGACAUGGGAGACUUUGAGGAGGGUUCAACAGCUAUCUUGACUCUAGCAGACGAACGCGUUUUGAACGCGGAUGGCACGAUAAAUGAAGACAUGGAUAUGCUUGAGGACAUAAAUAAGACGGAUGCUUUCAAACUGGUACAACUUCAUUUUUGAUUUAAGUAGCAUGGCUCAUUAGUUCUUCAAUCGCUACUUUUGAUUCAAGUACCAUGGCUUUUGAUUCAAGUACCAACUUCAUUUUGACCAUUAGUUCUCGAAAACAAAAGAUCGUCGCAGUUCUAAGUCCAUUGUCGAGGAGGUAUUGUUUUUCAAUCUUCUAGUUUCAACGUGUUAGUGUUUACAUUUUCAUUUUUUAUCCCAGCAUUCAUCCGACGUCAAAUCUUUUCUAUACAGAAACGUCGAGAAGAGCAGAAGAAGCGGAAGCAUGACUAUGAUCCAAGUCGGGGGUAUCACGGUGACCAGAACACUGGAGAGAUUCUGUCGAAAUAUGAUGACUUGCCUACUCGAGCAGAGGGCUUCACACUGGGUGAGGGCUUUAGCGCAGCAGCUGAGAAACGCUUAGCGGCCAUGGCCGCGAACUCAGCCGACUUGAAUCCGGACGGCCCAAAGUUUCAAGUUGAUAUGAUGAACCAGCAAGAGGAGGUGGUUUUUCGCAAGAAAAUUGCGAAACAAGCCAAAAAGCGACAAGCACAAGCGCAGAAGCGGUCUAUUCUUGACGACGAGGACGACCUAGGACAGCCGAAAAAGAAAAUGGUGCUUCAUCUACUUCUAACUCUAAGAAGGAUAUAGCAUGAAUCUUUCUGGUUUUUUGUUUUUGAAAAAUGUACUAGUACUUACUCACUCGCUGACAUUCCACGUAGACCUCUUAGUAGAGCUUCUCCUGUUUGUUAUCCAAUCAUGUUAAAUUUUCCUCAACAAACAGAAAUUCGCUUGGAACGCGGAUGUGGAUAGUGACGAAGACGAUCCUGAGCUCUACGAGCAACUUCGAAAGCAGAAGACUGCAGCGGACGUUAGAAAAAAAGAGGAGAAGCGCACAAAGGAUACGAAAGAAAAGAACAAAUACUUGUCGAAGGGUGCGGAGGAAGCUUUUGUUGCCGAGGCGCCGCCCGAGAGCGCACUUGUAGUUAGCGCGACGACAGAGUUCUGCAAGACCGUGCAGACACACGAAGAAAAGGACAACAGAACCAAGAAGGAGACUUUUACGGGCAUGUCUUUGUUCAAGCAGGAGCAGGCACAAAAGCUGAAACUGCACGAAGACGUCGUGUUGGGACAAGGAGCGACCAUAGCCAACGACGCGACGACGAUGGGGUCUUCGUCCUCCUCGUCCUCCGCCGGGAUCAAGCACGGAGACGCGACUUCAUCACUGGCGGAGCAGUUGCACGAGAGACCAUUGGACGGCAGUGUAUCUUCCGCCUUGAUGUAUUUGCGCGAACGCAACGGCUUCGGCAAGGACCAGUUUAAUCACCACAAACGAGAAAUCGUCGAGGGUGGUGUGCUAGAGAUGGACACGCAAGACGGCGACGUCCGCAUCGACUACCGCGACGAGUUUGGCCGUAUCAACACCGCGAAAGAGCAAUUCCGUCAGAUUUCAUGGAAUUUCCACGGUAAAAAACACGGGGGAAAGAACGCAGAGCGGCGUAAGCAGAGGCUAGAACAAGAAAACCGCGUCAAAAAGAUGGACAUGAGUGCUCCUCCCACCCUCAAAGCAUUACAGGCAGUCCAAAAGAAGGACAACAAGGCAUACAUCACACUUGGGUAG
Amoebophrya sp. A25 is the source of this 2880-nucleotide messenger RNA. The record is from the annotation of a GenBank genome assembly. NCBI's taxonomy places the organism in Eukaryota, Dinophyceae, Syndiniales, Amoebophryaceae.